This is a messenger RNA of Drosophila takahashii, 1512 nucleotides long. RefSeq names its product 26S proteasome regulatory subunit Rpt5 (gene Rpt5). The record is from RefSeq and is a predicted model, not a curated record. Gene Ontology annotation, biological process: proteasome-mediated ubiquitin-dependent protein catabolic process. Gene Ontology annotation, cellular component: proteasome regulatory particle, base subcomplex. Lineage: Eukaryota; Metazoa; Arthropoda; Insecta; Diptera; Drosophilidae. Gene Ontology annotation, molecular function: ATP binding; proteasome-activating activity; ATP hydrolysis activity.
AGCAGUGUUGCCAACUUGCCGCUGAAAAAACAAGAAAUUUACAAGUCAUCGACAGAGUGUUUGCCAAAAAACGAUCGUCAGUAAUUGCAUUUAAACAAAGAGUUAUAUAGUUUAGCGAGAGCAGCAGGCAAGCAGGUUACUAGACAUGGCUCAGACUCUGGAGGACAAAUCGAUCUGGGAGGACGGCGAGGAGUCGCUGGGCGAGGAGGUGAUGCGUAUGUCCACCGAUGAGAUUGUGAGCAGGACUCGCCUGAUGGACAACGAGAUCAAGAUCAUGAAGAGCGAGGUGAUGCGCAUCACGCACGAGAUCCAGGCGCAGAACGAGAAGAUCAAGGACAACACGGAGAAGAUCAAGGUUAACAAGACGCUGCCCUAUCUGGUGUCCAAUGUCAUAGAGCUGCUGGAUGUCGAUCCGCAGGAGGAGGAGGACGAUGGCUCCGUCACCGUGCUGGACAAUCAGCGCAAGGGCAAGUGUGCCGUCAUCAAAACAUCCACGCGACAGGCCUACUUCCUGCCCGUCAUCGGUCUGGUGGAUGCGGAGAAACUGAAGCCUGGCGAUCUGGUCGGCGUCAACAAGGACUCGUAUUUGAUCCUGGAGACCCUGCCCGCGGAGUACGAUGCGCGGGUCAAGGCCAUGGAGGUAGACGAACGACCCACAGAGCAGUACUCCGACAUCGGUGGCCUGGACAAGCAGAUCCAGGAGCUAAUCGAGGCGGUGGUGCUGCCCAUGACGCACAAGGAGAAGUUCAAGAACCUCGGCAUUCAUCCACCCAAAGGUGUUCUCCUGUAUGGCCCACCUGGCACUGGCAAGACUCUGCUGGCCCGUGCCUGCGCCGCCCAGACCAAGUCCACCUUCCUCAAGCUAGCCGGUCCCCAGCUGGUGCAGAUGUUCAUUGGAGAUGGCGCCAAGCUGGUGCGCGAUGCCUUUGCCUUGGCCAAGGAGAAGGCGCCCGCCAUUAUCUUCAUCGACGAGCUGGACGCCAUUGGCACCAAGCGUUUCGAUUCCGAGAAGGCCGGCGACCGCGAGGUUCAGCGCACCAUGUUGGAGCUCCUCAACCAGCUGGAUGGCUUCAGUUCGACGGCAGACAUCAAGGUGAUUGCGGCCACCAAUCGUGUGGACAUUCUGGAUCCUGCUCUGCUGCGUUCGGGUCGUCUGGACCGUAAGAUCGAGUUCCCGCAUCCCAACGAGGAGGCGCGUGCCCGCAUUAUGCAGAUUCACUCGCGUAAAAUGAACGUGAGCAACGAUGUGAACUUUGAGGAGCUCUCCCGAUCGACAGAUGACUUUAAUGGCGCCCAGUGCAAGGCCGUUUGUGUGGAAGCCGGCAUGAUCGCCCUGCGCCGCUCCGCCAACUCGGUCACGCACGAGGACUUCAUGGACGCCAUCAUGGAAGUGCAGGCGAAGAAGAAGGCUAAUCUUAACUACUACGCUUAGGCUAGAAAUUUGCAGUUUAACUCCACAUUGUCCGCUCCCAUUUAAAAAUAAACCAUGGAAAUUUAACAUUCUUCAGUUUA